GACCACAUAUAAUAACAGGUAACUUUUGUCUUUUCUGGAAGCGUAUGAAAACCACCAGCGAUAUUUUGUUAACAGAAAUCUCACAUAGUCUUCCAUUAUCGAAGGAUGCGUUGAUAUGAAAAUUGCACUGUUAACUAUCCAUGGUUUAGUAAGAGCAGAAAACGUAGAGCUUGGAAGAGACCCAGACACAGGUGGUCAAAUAGUAUAUGUGUUGGAACUGGCAAAGGCGUUGGCUCAGCUUCCAAUUGUUGAGUGGGUUCAAGUUUGGACAAAAUCGAUAAAGGAUGACAGAAUUUCUCCGGAAUAUUGUCAAAAAGUAGAACCACUGUUGAAAAACAUCCCACUUGAAAGGGCUUGUAUUGUGAGAAUUCCUUGUAUGGGUUCCGAGGAUUAUAUUCCCAAAGAGCUUAUGUGGGAUCAGUUGGACCUUAUGGUGGAUGCCAUUAUACGAUAUGCAAUGCAAGAAAAUAAAGUUCCAGACGUAGUUCAUUCUCACUAUGCGGAUGCUGGUUAUGUUGCCAUAAAAGUAUGCAGUGUUCUGCAGUGUAUUCAUACUCACGUAGGUCACUCAUUGGGAAGGACAAAAUUGUCCGUAUUACAGACUUCAGGAAUGAAAAUGGAAGAAAUAGAAAGUCAAUAUCAAAUGACAAGAAGAAUAGAAUCCGAAGAAUGUUGUCUCGAUUAUGCAUCACUCAUUGUCACAUCUACUGCAGAUGAAAUUGAAUCACAGUGGGGUUUGUACGAUCAAAGGAGAAGAAGUGUAUACGUUGUUAUUCCUCCGGGAAUUGAUUUGACAAGAUUUCAUCCGCCCAUUGGAGAAGAAUUGUCUGCUGGUGAGCAACCUAUGUCUUUGAUUAUUCCAUUCAACUUUCGUCCAGAUCAUGAUUCGCCCUUUAUCAGUCGUCAUACUUCCCGUUUUCUUACUAAUACGGAUAAGAAGGUUAUACUGAUGAUAUGUCGCCCUGACAAGAAGAAGAACAUUGAAAAUUUGAUUCGAAUAUAUGGCCGCAGUGAAUACUUAAGAACCAAAGCAAACCUUGUUCUAAUACUAGGGAAUCGAUCAGAUGUCGACACAAUGGAUAUUCAUUCGCAGGAGAUUCUUUUGAAUGUGUUUAAACUAAUCGACUUGUAUGACCUUUAUGGAAAUGUUAUGUAUCCGAAACAACAUGAGCAACAUGACAUACCUGAAAUUUAUCGUUUGGAAAAAAGAAAAGGAGUUUUUGUAAAUAUUUCAUGGUUUGAACCUUUCGGCUUGACCCUUUUAGAAUCUGCUGCGUCAGGGCUUCCUGUUAUUGCCACUUGUCGAGGAGGUGCUGCUGAAAUUAUUCAAAUUUUGGGUCAUGGAAUAACUGUAGAUCCAAACAAUUCUUCAGAAAUUGAAAGAGCUAUUCUGUCCAUAUUAGAUGAACCGAGUUCUUGGGAAAACUUUAUGCAUAAUGGUUUGAAGAAUUUGUAUCGAUUUUCGUGGGACUGUCAUGCCAAUCAUUUUUCUCAGUGUUUGCUCUCUUUAUUGAAUCAAAGGAUUGUACAGCCACUGAUUUGUGCAAAGACUUGUUCGGACAAAAAGGUUUUGAUUUGUGACUUGGACAAUGUCUUGUUGGGUGAUUAUGCUUCCAUGUCCAAAUUGCUCUCUAUUUUGGAUGCUAUUCCAAGUAACUUUGUUGAUAAGAUAGAGCUAUGGAUUUGUACAGGUCGUAGUAUAGAAUCUUCUGUUCAGGUAUUGUUGCUUUGGGGUGUUUAUAUUCUUCCAAAGGUUAUCAUUUCUUCGGUUGGUACCGAAAUUUACUUUUUGAAGAUGGAUGAAUGUCAGAUACCUUGUGUGAAACAAUCAAGAGUAUUUAAUAUAUCACUUAAAUGGAAUGCUUCUAAACUUCGAGUUGAAUGGCAAGGAGAUGUUGUAAGUGAGACUUUGAAACCGGAUGGAAGCAUCUUGCAAAAUUCUGCAUCUUCAAUAACCUCAGAGGAACUAUAUUCUUCUUGUUUCUAUUUAACAUAUGAAAAGGAUGUAGAAUACUUUCAGUUUCUAAGCUGCCGUAAAGACUGGGACAGGCAAAAAAUUCUUAGCGUUAUCAACAACGAGUGGAAUACCUCUAUGAGACUUCAAAGCUCUGACAAUCAACGUGAAUUUAAAAUAUCCUAUGAUUUGAUAUCUAAUGUGCAGUAUGAACGUAAUCUUUGUAGUGUUCUGCAACAGCGUCUGAGACGAAGCGAGCUCUGUUCUUCGAUAUGGAUAUCAUUAGAGAGACAUAUUGACAUUGUGCCUGCGGGAAUUAGCAAGGGCGUCGCUAUAAGACGUGCUGCACUUUUACGAGGAGUACUUUUGGAAAAUGUAUUAGCAAGUAUUUCAGUUGGUGCUGAUAUAGAUCUUAUACGAGGCAAUAUUCGGUUGGUGGCUCCAGCCAAUCACGAUAACUGUGUACAACAAUAUUUAGAGUCAAGUCCUCCUCCUCAAUUAUACUUUGCUAAAAGUUCAUUUGCAAAAGGGUUUCUUGAAGGUAUCUGUCAUUUUCGUAUUUUCGAAAGCUUUGGAGGAGUUAUCGCUACGGACGAAGCUAAUCUCUCUUGUUUGGUAUUUCCUCCAAAUAUUUCAUCGUCCACAAGAGCAAGAAAUUGUGAUUGAUAUCUUGUCAUAGAAUAAACUCAACCUCUU
Messenger RNA from Galdieria sulphuraria, 2650 nucleotides. Its product is annotated as sucrose-phosphate synthase. The record is from RefSeq and is a predicted model, not a curated record. The coding region runs from base 116 to 2620 and encodes 834 amino acids. The transcript is spliced from 10 exons. Gene Ontology annotation, biological process: sucrose metabolic process. Gene Ontology annotation, molecular function: sucrose synthase activity. NCBI's taxonomy places the organism in Eukaryota, Rhodophyta, Bangiophyceae, Galdieriales, Galdieriaceae.